Alligator sinensis (Chinese alligator) is the source of this 4239-nucleotide messenger RNA. It is a transcript of the gene FHAD1, whose product is annotated as forkhead associated phosphopeptide binding domain 1. The transcript is spliced from 29 exons. The coding region runs from base 329 to 4117 and encodes 1262 amino acids. Lineage: Eukaryota; Metazoa; Chordata; Crocodylia; Alligatoridae. The record is from RefSeq and is a predicted model, not a curated record. Gene Ontology annotation, molecular function: protein binding.
AAUAAACAGAUACAGAAAUACAUAGUUUCCGCAGUACUUUUGGACACCAGCUUUGUCAUAGGCUGCGCGGGCAGAUGUUUGUAGGAGUCCUUGGUUAAAAUAUUGGCGGCGUACUGCAACUGAGCCAUGAGAGAUUUCCAAAAUAAAUGUAAAACAAGCACGUGAGCCUUGUGUGGAAACCACUUCCAGGGUAAGAGCCGAAGGUCAGAUGCAGAAUUAGGAUUCAACAGUUGAUCCGACUGUUGAAAGUCAGCGUCGUUUAUAUGAUGCCGGCUGCCUAGAAGACCAAUUCUGCCGGCUAUAGCCUUACAGAUAAAAAGGAGAGACAAUGAGAGCCUUUUUAAAAAGUCCAGAUGGUGUUUUUAUGCUGAAAUCAAAAGGAACGACUAUAGGAAGACAUGAAAAUUCAGACAUUGUUUUGAAGUUUUGGUUUCAGUCUGCAGGUGUGGAAGAGCGCCACGCAGCCAUUGAAUUCAGUGAUUCAGAAAACAGUUUUGUUCUUCGAGAUUUCAACUCUCUUCACGGUACAUUUGUUAACGAUUGCCAAAUACAGAAUGCAGCAGUGCGAGUGGGUCCAGGAGAUAUUCUGCGCUUCGGUUCAGGAGGGACGUCCUAUGAGCUAGCGAUAGAAAACGCUCCCCAGAUGUCCUAUCCAUCACUGAAACGUCGUACAGCAUGGUCCGGGCAACUACAGUUCGUUGCGGAGACAAAACUUUAUACCCCUUCAACCAGUCCUUCUCAGCUUCCUUCCCUCCAGUCUCAGCAAUCAGCUGGUGUUCACAACACUUGUGUGCACGGAGCAAAUGGCACUGCACCCUGUCCGCCUGUCAGAAAACGGCCUGUAAGUGCUCGGGGCAGAAUGAUCACAUCUUCUUGCUCUCCAGAUGCAUUCAAUAGGCCUCCGGCAGCCAGACAAGUUUUGACAAGCAUACCAGGAAACAGUCACGCUGGAGCAAGCGGAGUUCCAUUCUCAAGAAUUAAUACCGUGGGUUUACUUCUUCAGGAAAAGGAUGAAGCAAUUCUAAAACUGGAAAAUGAAAUCAGUCGUCUUGUGGGUCUUGAAAGCGAGUCCAAACAUAAAGAUACAGUGAUAGCAAAUCUUCAGGAUGAAAUUGCAGUGAUGACAAAGAAGAUGGCUCAGGAGGCUGCUAGGAAUGAUGUUGAGUUUACUCAGAAACUACUCAGCUUUGAGCAAGAUAUUGGAGCAAAAACAGAAGAGAUUAAAGCCUUGAAAGAGCAGAUAAGCAAUCUUCAGAAAGGCUCCAGCCAAGUCUUGUGCCAUUCUCUCUUGGAAAAAGAUCGAGAAAUUGCGAACUUGAAAAAAGAGGGUGAGAAAUUAAGGAAGGACCAAACUCUGACCACAGGCCUGGUGACUAGUUUGCAAAAAGACAUUUCUGUAAAGCAGCAGAAAAUACUGCAACUGAGACUGGAUGCAGAUAAAUUAAAGAAGGAAAACAGGGAGAAGGAUAAUCAGCUUGCACUUGUUUCUGCCAAGUGUUCUAGGAUUAAAGAGGAAAUGAAGCGUGAAUUCGGAGAGAGGGAAGUUAUUACGUACCAAAAUCGCAUUGGAGAGCUUGAGUUUCAAGCGAAGGGGCUUCAGGGAGAAAUACAGAAGCGCUGCACUGAAGAGGAAGUCUUAAAAAAUAGGCUUGCAGAAAAAGCAAAGGCUGAAGAGGAGCUGAAGGAAGAGUGUGAAAGGAAAUCUCUCCAAUUAAAAGAGAUGGGUCGCAGAGAGCGCCUAGUUAAAGGUGAUUUGGAGCAAGCGAAAGCUCAGCUGAAGUCUUUCAGAAGCCAAAUGAUUGGAACCGUGUACUCGGCAGAAGACAUUGCAGAGAAGACGGUGACAGAUCAACAGUUACUCGAGAAGAUAAAGCAGAUUUUUGAGGAGGUUCAUGUAAAGGAGAAAGUAUUAGACGAGGAAAUACGCUCCAAGGACGCUCAACACGCAAGCGCUGAGGUGUUAAAGAAAUCUUUGGAAGAAAUCCAGGCUUUUUUAAAAACCUCCUACUGCAGCCAUAGCUUGAAAUCAGAGAUUUGUAAACUUCAAGAGCUGAGCAUCGACACUUCUGUCUUGUGGGUCCACACACCAGUAAUUGCAAUUCUGAACAGUUUACUCUCGUGGGUAGAAGGCAUUGAACUGCUCCUGCAGGAUGUGGGGAUUGAUGCAUCCCACUCUGACAAAGGGUUGGCUUCAUACAUUAAGUGUCUGCAGGAGAAUCAUCAUCAAACCGUGGGCAGAAUUCAAACACUUCAGGCCCAAUUAGACGAGUUGCAGGAAUCUCAGACUUCCCUGCUACAGAAAAAGCUGAAUGAACAAAAACUGGAAUACGAGAGAGAGUUGCAAAACAAGAUCGGGCUUAUUGUCCUGGAGAAGGAGGAGGAGAACAAAAAGAUUCUAGAAAAUGCUGUCGUUGCAGAGAAGGAUAAAUUAAAGGAAUUUUUGGAGAGAGAAAAGCAGAAGGUUCAAGAUUUGGAAAGUCAGUUGAGACAUUUGACCGAGGUAAUUGAACUUAAAUCAAAAGAAGAUGACAUUGUAAAUUCGAAACUAAGAGAAACUGUGGACAGCUUAGAAGAGGCUGGAAAAAGAGAGGCCAUGUUGAAGGAGCAGUUACAGGUGCGAGAGAAUCAUCUAAAAAUCAUUCGGGAUGAGAAUGAGAUACUGAAGCAGAAACUUCAGGAAGAGAUAGUGGAAUAUAAAGAACAAAUCAAACAACAUUCGCAGACAAUAGUUGCUCUAGAAGACAGGCUGCUGGAGGCUACGCUGCAUCAGAAGAAUAUUGAGGGGCAAAAUUUAGCUCUACAGGAAAAAAUUAAAGCACUUCAAAAAGAUCCUCCCACAUCCUCAUCAUCCAUUUCACAAGACAUUUCGGACAGUGAAGAAUUCCAUAGUCUUCUUCUAGAAGAAUUAGCGGCUACUCGGAAGGAAAUCCUGUCCAAACAGGCUAUCAUUUUGGGAUUAAAGAAAGACCUCUCAGAAGCCAAAGCUAGGAUGUCGGAUAUGAUAGGAGAGCUCAGUGAGAAACAAAAGAUGGAGCUGGAGAGAAAUCUAAACCUUGUUAAAUGCCAAGAGAGUGAGCUGAACAUGCUUAGACAAAAGCUAUUUGCAAUGUCAAACCUUGUGGACAAGAAGGAUAAGGACCUGAAAACAGCAGCUGAAGAAUUAAGGCGUGCCAAAGAGAACCUGAAAAUCCUGAACGCAACCAAAAAAAAGGAGGUCAAGUUUGAGAAAUUGCCUCAAAAGAGUGUGCAGACCAAUACCGCUACAGUAAAUGAUGUCCCUGAAACCAAGAAGGAGCCAGUUUUGGACUUGGCAGACCUAGGAGCCAAAUGUAAAGGCCUCAGACAUGAAGAAGUAAUUCGGCGUCAAAAAGAUGCAUUGAUUGAACUGCGAGAUAGGAUAAAGACACUAGAAAAGACUCAUUCUGCAAAGAAAGUUCCCGAGGCACUUAUCGUACUAAAGAAAGAUCUAUCCGAGCAAGUAACUCAGAAAAUAGGCUUAGAAAAGGAACAUAUGCCUACAAAAAAGGAAGCCAGCAAGCCAUCACGCUAUUCUCCCAGUGUCUAUUCAAAUAUAGCCAUGGGAAGGACAGCAAAGCUGGAAAUGUCUGAUGCUUUUGACAGUGAGAAGAUGUACCUCGACUUAAUUCAUGCUCUUGGAAGUCUGAUGAAUAUGAAGGAGCUGACAGGGGUGCAGCCUGUUAAACAUCUCUCUCAAGAUGAGAGGGAAAAAGUGGGACUGCAGCGCCAGAAGGACCUUGAAUUGUUAUAUGAUAAGAUCAGUAAACUCAAAAGCCAGCUAGAAAGGAAAGAACUGCUGCUAAAAGAGUACGAGUCAGACAUUGAACAGCUCAGGGUGAAUAAGGAGUCUCUGCGGGUGUGCCAGAAAGAGAUGACUAAAUUGGAAGAUGAAGUCUACAGAGAAGCAGAGGAGAAUGCUCUGCUUAAAGAAGCUCUAGGGAGGACACAACUCCAGCUCAAUCAGGAGAAAAGAUUGAACCGGGCUAUUAAACUGCAUAAGCCUGGAGCCAAAAAGAUGUCUUUUUCUGAAAAGCUGAAGGCAACAAACCACGUGAUAGAAACCUUUAAGAGGAGAGCACCUUGUGAUGACACCUCCUAGAUAUUUUGCUGGCAAAAUCCUACGGUAGGAAUUUGCCAACAAACUGCUUGACGUAGAUACAGCAUUAAUUAUGACACUUUGGCCUUUCUGUAAAUAAAUUAAUGAUACAUUUCAGAAUUUAA